This is a messenger RNA of Haemonchus placei, 513 nucleotides long. The record is from the annotation of a GenBank genome assembly. NCBI's taxonomy places the organism in Eukaryota, Metazoa, Nematoda, Chromadorea, Rhabditida, Trichostrongylidae.
GUUGGAGCACGUACGACUUCCUCUUUGUCGGUUGGAAUUUCUUGCCAAUACGGUAAGUAAGAAUGCACUGGUAAUGGCGGACGCCACCUGCCACAAUCUUGUCGAUCAAGCAAAGUGGGUGGAUUAAACAGUAGGAGUGUGGAAAAGCUGAAUCCGGAAGGCACUAGUCGUGUAUGGCAGUGCGUAGCUCCCUUGAAACAGAAAAGGUGUGUUAAAGGCGUGGCUGUUGUCGAGCAGUUCAUUUACGCUGUGUGUUGCCGUAAUAGCCCCAAUGCUCUCAACAGAAUCCGGAGGUACUGCGUUUUCCUCAAAAAGCAGAUGAAAGUUGUUUUUUGUAAUGCUACUUCUGAGCCAGUCUGCACUCAUUUUGAGUUUGGUCGUUGUUUCAAUCAAAAUGACGUCAAUCAAUGGCUCUCUCCUAAUGGAAAACUCAGAAAUAAGCCCCAUUCGGUUCAAAAUGAAAUACUUCAGAAACCAGAAAUACCGUUGAACUUAGCUCGUCGAGCUCUAUAA